Molecule: messenger RNA, 1077 nt
Organism: Cynara cardunculus var. scolymus (artichoke)
Lineage: Eukaryota; Viridiplantae; Streptophyta; Magnoliopsida; Asterales; Asteraceae
Product: transcription factor bHLH148-like
Exons: 2
Coding region: 217-936 (239 amino acids)
Biological process (GO): regulation of DNA-templated transcription
Molecular function (GO): protein dimerization activity
Source: RefSeq, a predicted model, not a curated record
GUGAUUCCUACUCCUCCUCCCUUUGUAUCCCACCACCCCUCCCUCCUCUCUCUGUAUCUCUCUCCGAAUUAUACGUCUGUAAAUUGAUAAUCGAUUCGUUUGGAUACUUCAAUUGCUCGGAGUUCGUAGAGGAAGUGAUUGUCGUCAUAGAGAUUAAAUUCUGUUUCUUCUAUAAUUGAUCCGAUCUGAAGAACAAUUGCAAACGAUUUUCUGUUGAUGGCGUCGUCAACGUUGAUUCCGAAUCCGGUAACGAACAACACGGACAGAGCACGUGACUCGUCGAAAAGGAGAAAGAGGAAGAAAAUCCAAAGGCAAUCUAGUGGUAUUGGUAGGGAUCAGAACAGUCAGAACUUGAAUAACAAUAACGAUCAGAUUACGCCGUGGAAGUCGGAAGUUCAACAGCAAGUUUACAGCUCAAAACUCCUGCAAGCUCUCCGUCAGGUCCGACAAGGCUCCGGUUCCGGCACCUCUUCUACUAAAACUCCCCGGCGUGGACGCGCCGUCCGUGAGGCCGCUGACCGAGUCCUUGCGGUGACGGCGAAAGGGCGUACCCGAUGGAGCCGUGCGAUUCUCACAAAUAAACUCAAACUUAAAUUCAUGAAGAGUAACAGGAGACAGAGAGGGGUGGUUGCGACGGCGACUGGCAAUAGGCGGUUAAAGAAGCCGAGAGUGAGUAUAUUGAGGUUGAAAACAAAGAAUUUACCGGCCGUGCAAAGGAAAGCACGUGUUCUCGGACGGUUAGUUCCCGGUUGCCGAAAACAACCGUUGCCGGUUGUACUAGAAGAAGCGACUGAUUAUAUAGCAGCUCUUGAGAUGCAAGUGAAAGCCAUGGCUGCUCUCGCCGAUCUUCUCUCCGGCGGAUCCAGUUCUAGCUCCAGUGCCGGAGCCGGUAAUCUAGGUCAACUCAGUUUUAGCCGGUCACCACCAAGCUUAUGAUAUCUAUACCUCUCUCUGUCUUCCUAUUUUCCGUCUUUGUUUUCACUUUUUUUUCUACCUUCCAGUUUUACCGUCCAAGUACGUCACUGUUAAAAUACAUUCUCUUCUUUUAUUUGUUAUUUUCCUUUUUCUUUUUACCAU